Molecule: messenger RNA, 516 nt
Organism: Penicillium vulpinum
Lineage: Eukaryota; Fungi; Ascomycota; Eurotiomycetes; Eurotiales; Aspergillaceae
Exons: 1
Coding region: 1-516 (171 amino acids)
Source: RefSeq, a predicted model, not a curated record
AUGAGCCCUACCUACGGCGUUUCUGGUACUCAGCGUACAGUCAAUACUGAGAAAUUCUUCAAAGAGCGUGCAUUGAAGAUCUCCACUGGCAAAGCCGGCAAAGACUUUGCUUUCAGCGAUGAUGAUUCCGUUAUCGCCUCCUUGGAUAAGACCGGCCGACUGCGCUUCUGGGAUAUCAAUGAUAUGCUUAACGAUGCGAGCUUCGUGGAAGGUCCUGCCCCUGCUGAGAUCCGGGUGCCCCUGACCACUUUUGUCACUGGCUCCCCAACUGAGAAGUCUUGGCCCACUUCCGUCCUCUUCCUCGAUAAACUUCGCGCUUUGUCUAUCAACCUCCACAUCCUACGUCCACAAAAUACUGCUAGCACGCAUUCCCUGAACCAUGUCUGGAACAUUUUCGAAGGUGGCAAAAUGGUUUGGGCUGGAGGUGGUACAUGUGAUCGUUGUCCGUCGGUCGCAUCACGGGGAUCUGCGCCUUAUCCAGUCUACAUUUCCUUCGGACCAUCCUACGGUACAUAA